Chara braunii is the source of this 2129-nucleotide messenger RNA. The record is from the annotation of a GenBank genome assembly. Lineage: Eukaryota; Viridiplantae; Streptophyta; Charophyceae; Charales; Characeae.
UGACAGUUGUGCAUUUGAGGAAGUGGAAGCCUAAAUGCGGAUUUCUGAAACAGAUGCCCAUUGGUAUUUUGAGGAAUCCGAGUAAGCUCAGCGAAAUCUAUGGCUGGAAUCUGAAAGCAGCUGUGCGGCUGUACAACGUGAUCCACGACUUCAGCAAGAAGUCAACCAGGAAAUACCUGCGUCGCCUUGUAUCACGAGUAGUAAGGGAGCGUUUUGGUUUGAAUAUGUCUGCGGAUUUGGUGGUGAAGACGAAAUUCGAUGACAGAAUCAAAUUAGUGGAAAUACGGAAGACGAUCAAUGACUGCAUCACAUCCAGUAAGUUACCAGACGGUUUUAGGAACCGGGCACGGAAGAAGGUCAAAAUCGUGCAGACCAAGAAUCUGACGAUAGGUGACCUAUUGCAUAACCAACGAGCCUAUGCGGCUCGAGAGGUGCUUACCUGCCAAUGUGCAGGUAUGCCCUACCCCCGAGUGGGAGGGCACGUGCGGUUCCGAUUUAGAGAAGGAGACGACCGACAUGUCCGUUUGGCGAAUGCCAACGACAUACCCAGAGCAGCUUUGACUGACAGGGUAACACUGCUUAGGCAGGAAGUGAACGACAGCUUUGCUAAUUGGUGCAAUUUCAGAGGCGAACCGCCGGUAGUGAGUACCGAUAGUUUGGCAAGUUGUAUCACUAUUUCUAACGAUGUGAGCGAGAGAUUAAAACUAGGUGAGGUCGAUGCAGUGAAGAAGGAAUUGAAGGGUCUGGUUCUGACACCGCUGGACAGGAAUCCGGGGGAGACACUGGCGAUGUGUCCAGUAGUUUACCAUCAAGCGAUGAUGCACACCUUUGUAAGGAGCCCGGGUUAUCGAGUAAUGGGGACACCGGAGAAGAUUGUUCAUAAGGAAAUCUGGGAGGAUCUGGUGGAGAUGGGCCUGAAGGGAUUCGUUAAGUGGGAUAGAAAGGGCGAAUUUGGCAAAUCCUAUGUGCUCCCUAAGCACAAGGAUCUUGACAGAUAUUGCCCCAUCUGCCCCACCUAUAACGAGCCUAUGGUGAAGACGGGUAAGCUGGUGGCGAAGGCACUAAAUCACUUGCUGUUUUCUUUACCGAAGGACAGCCAUUUUAACAUGCAGGCAGUCGAGCACAUGGCUCAGAGAUUGGGAAGGAUCAAUAAGAUUCUAGCUAGCUCUGAUAACAUGGGGAGGGUGGAAGUGAUGUCCUAUGACAUCAAAGAAAUGUUCAGUAAACUAACGCAUGACCAGAUCAUGAAAGCACUCGAGUGGAUUGUGCUCUUUCAUCAGGAGAAGGGGAGGACUUUUGUGAGGGUUAACCCGAGAGGUAGAGGCUGCUCUUUUGGGAUGACGACAGGUGGCGACGGGUGGAGACGGCUGGAUCUAAAACUCAUGAUGAAGUUCGUGCAAUUAGAGCUCCGGCACACCUAUACCUAUGCUACAGGAUUGCUUUUGAGGCAAGACAUAGGGAUACCGAUGGGCAAAUCGACGAGCCCUCCCUUAGCCUGUAUAUUAUGCGCAUACGCAGAGCAUAACUUCAUCAGACGUCUGGGGAGAUGGAGACAGCGAGUUUUUGGAUUACGCCUGAUGGAUGAUGUGACCUUGAUCCUGGGAUCCCUACCGGGAGACAUCAAGGAAGAUAUUCGGAGUAAUUUCGAGAACUGCUACCCCAAGAACUUAGUCCUGAAACGUACGGACGAAGGUCGGGGUAAACUGGACUUCCUUGGCUGGGAAAUUCAGGUGGCGAAGCACCCACCCUGCCUCGGAAGUAUUCAACAAUCCAGGAAUGAACAGAGCCUGUGGAUGGAAGAGAAACUGGUCAUUCAGAAUGGCCAGACAUUCAAAUCAUGGGGUUCCAGGCAGCAGAAGAGUGCGAUCGUGGGAGGAUACCUGCAUCAGAUCGACAGGAACACUACCAUCAGAGCUGCAAUUCCGAGAAGAGUACUGACAGUCAAGAAGGAACUGAGGAUCAAAGGCUUCGAUGCCGAGCUCUUCAACAGAGUGCUCAAGAGAUAUGCUAGGAACAGAGGGAAGAUAAGGGAGUUGACUGUGGAGCUUCUGACGAAGUAGGAAUUGAAGAGGACUGGAGAGCCUACCUCUAUCAAUUUGAGCGGAGAGAUAUCCGUUCCCAUUGAAGAU